GUACAACCCUCAAUUAACUCCUAUCUUUUCUACUCAAAAAGGAAAUUAAUUUCCCUAUAUUUUUCUCUCUCAGCGCUGUAACAAAACCAACUGCAAAAAGGAGAGUAAAAAAAGAGUGUAUAAAUUGUGAACCUGGGAAGCAGAACAAGUAUAUCUCACAGAGUAUCAAAAGAAGCAAGCAAGCAGCUGCCCUUCCUCGUCCCAAGGAGGAAGAAGAAGACACAGAGAAUCACACUCUCCAAUGUAAUUUUUCAGCGAGGGCGAGGUUUGCUAGAUCUACAUUUCUCGCCGAAAUGGAGAGACAAUGGUUUUCUACUUGCUGCGUACUUCUUCUUCUAGUACUAGUAUCCUGCAACAGCUCAUUUGCAGCAGCUGGGGCGAAACCUCUUUACUUGAAGUACAAAGACCCCAAACAGCCCGUUGGAGCCAGAAUCAAAGACCUGGUCAAGAGAAUGACCCUGGAAGAGAAAAUCGGCCAGAUGGUCCAGAUUGAUCUCACCGUCGCAUCCUCUGAUGUCAUGAAGAACUACUACCUUGGGAGUGUGCUGAGCGGUGGAGGCAGCGUUCCAUCUCCAAAGGCGUCGGCUGCAGCCUGGGUCAAUACGGUGAACGGACUCCAGAAGGGAGCUCUGUCCACCCGCCUAGGAAUCCCCAUGAUUUAUGGGAUUGAUGCUGUUCAUGGCCACAACAAUGUCUACAACGCCACCAUUUUCCCUCACAAUGUUGGACUCGGCGUCACAAGGCGAGUUAAUUUCACCUCUGCCAGGGAUCCCCAGCUCAUAAAAAAGAUUGGAGCUGCAACUGCUAAGGAAGUCAGAGCAACUGGGAUACCAUAUGCUUUUGCUCCAUGCAUUGCUGUUUGCAGAGAUCCGAGAUGGGGUCGGUGCUACGAGAGCUACAGUGAGGAUCACACCAUUGUUCAAAAGAUGACAGAGAUCAUACCCGGUCUACAAGGAGAUCUCCCUGCAAAUUCCAGAAAGGGUGUCCCCUUUGUUGUGAAUAGGACCAAGGUUGCAGCUUGUGCCAAGCAUUACAUGGGAGAUGGUGGCACGACCAAGGGGAUCAACGAGAACAACACUGUUAUCUCCAUGAAUGGACUGAUGAGCAUCCACAUGCCAGCGUAUCUGAACUCCAUCAGCAAAGGUGUGGCCACGAUCAUGGUUUCGUACUCGAGCUGGAACGGGAAGAAGAUGCACGCCAAUCGCGAGCUCGUCACAGGGUUCCUCAAGGACAAACUCAAGUUCAGGGGAUUCGUGAUUUCGGACUGGCAGGGAAUCGACAGGAUCACUUCUCCACCGCAUGCUAAUUACAGCUCUUCCAUUACAGCAGGAGUUGGCGCUGGAAUCGACAUGAUCAUGGUUGCCUACAACUAUACAGAGUUGAUUAACGAUAUGAUCUACCAAGUGAAGAACAGGAUCAUUCCUGUAAGCAGGAUUGAUGAUGCUGUGAAGAGGAUCCUGAGAGUCAAGUUCGUCAUGGGACUGUUUGAGAAGCCACUGGCUGAUCUCAGUAUGGUCAAUGAGCUUGGGAAACAGGAGCAUAGAGAUUUAGCUAGAGAAGCUGUGAGGAAGUCACUUGUGCUGUUAAAGAAUGGCAAAACUGCUGAUAAGCCAUUGUUACCUCUUCCUAAGAAAGCAGCCAAGAUUCUUGUGGCAGGAAGCCAUGCUGAUAAUUUGGGGAACCAAUGUGGAGGAUGGACCAUCACAUGGCAAGGCCAAACUGGAAAUGAUCUGACAUCUGGAACCACAAUCCUCAAAGCAGUGAAGAGCGCGGUUGCUCCCUCCACUCAAGUCGUCUACAGCGAGCAACCAGACGCCAGUUUCGUCAAGUCCAGCAAGUUCUCCUACGCCAUCGUGGUCGUUGGCGAGCCACCAUACGCCGAGACUCAGGGUGACAGCUUGAACCUGACCAUUCCAGCAGCUGGGCUGACCACAAUCAACAAUGUCUGUGGCUCCAUCAAGUGCGUCGUCGUGGUGAUCUCAGGAAGGCCAUUAGUGAUCGAGCCGUACCUAGCCAAGAUCGACGCUCUCGUCGCAGCCUGGCUCCCUGGAACCGAAGGCCAGGGCGUUACCGAUGUUCUGUUCGGCGAUUACGGGUUCACUGGAAAGCUGGCCAGAAAUUGGUUCAGGUCAGUCAGUCAGCUUCCAAUGAACGUGGGUGAUGCACAUUACGACCCUCUGUUUCCAUUUGGAUUCGGGCUGACCACUGAGCCGAUCAAGAGUUAGAAAGCUUUUCCUGGCCUAGUUUGAGACAUUAUCUAAAAGAGUCGUGAAUGAGGAAAUGCAUGUGAGGGAAUAGGGAUUUAUAUUUUAUAGGAAGGUGAAGGUUAUUGAGAUCCCAUUUGUGGGAGGCAGAGCACCAUGAACAGUCGUUGAGUGAAAAGGGAUGGAUUAGACACUGAAGUCCCUCCUUUCACCAAUUUGCAAGGGUUGAAGCUUUUGUUGAUCCAUUGGAAUAACUAUUGGAUGGUUCAGAGAAAUGAUAUUAAUCGAUAAUAAUCCAAUCAUAUGACGUUAUAAUUAGGCUUCUCAAUGGAUGUCGAAAUACGGUUUGCAAAAAACGUACCGGCAGUUCGAUCGAAAAUAUUGUUUAGCGGAGCCCAAAUCGGUAUAAGAUUUUACUAGUACGAUGGUUCAACCAUUGAUUGAAACAUUGAUGUGGCUACAAAGAAUUUUCGGCCUUGAAUGGAAUUCCAAACCACAAG
Linum tenue is the source of this 2704-nucleotide messenger RNA. The record is from the annotation of a GenBank genome assembly. Lineage: Eukaryota; Viridiplantae; Streptophyta; Magnoliopsida; Malpighiales; Linaceae.